AUGGGAAAAGGCAAGAUUUUCAUCGAUGGUGUCGAAGGGGGCACGGACUCCAUGGGCAACACUUACUACUCACGAGAUGAAAUGUGGAAAAAUGAGCUCGAUCGGGCGGAUCCGACUAGCGAGAAAGGAUGGUAUGGGAAAGGGAUCAAGUACUGGGAGGAUGUGCCGGCCAGCGUCGACGGCGUGCUGGGAGGGUUUGGGCACGUCAGCGCGUCAGCUGGAGAUGCGAGGAGGAGGAUGACGAUGCGGCAGGUGACGGACGUGGACCUUGAAGAGUCGGAGCUCUUCUACCAGACUCUGCUCAGAGAGGGGCACUUGAAGCUGACAGAGCCCGGGAGAGCGGCUGACUGCGGGGCAGGGAUCGGGCGGAUCAGCAAGGGAUUUCUGUGCAAUCACUUCAAGGCCGUGGACCUCGUUGAGCCUGUGGCUCAUUUCUUGCAAACAGCCGAGAAAGAACUCUCUGGCUUCAAUGAUGGAAAUUACAUUCAGAUCGGCCUCCAGGACUGGGUUCCUCAGCAAGGAUUGUACGAUGUGAUCUGGAUCCAGUGGGUGAUUGGACACCUUACGGAUGAGGACUUCGUUGCCUUCAUGAUGCGAUGCAAGCGGGGAUUGAAGGAGGACGGAGUCAUCGUGCUCAAGGAGAAUGCUUGUACCGAAGGCUUCAUCGUUGACAAGGUGAAGGAGAGACGUUGCGAGUAUCCGGAGAUCCUCACCAAGACGAUGCAGGAAGAUUCCAGCGUGACAAGAUCGGCGGGUAACUUCGCUCAGUUUCCUCAGUUUGCAAGUGACAUGAGACGUAUCAAUGCAGUCUACCUCGAGGGCUUGUGCAAAGCCGCGGGACUUUCAGUAGUGGCGCAAGAGUAA
This is a messenger RNA of Guillardia theta CCMP2712, 864 nucleotides long. RefSeq lists its product as hypothetical. Gene Ontology annotation, molecular function: methyltransferase activity. The transcript is spliced from 12 exons. Gene Ontology annotation, biological process: N-terminal protein amino acid methylation. Bases 1 to 864 code for a protein of 287 amino acids. Gene Ontology annotation, cellular component: cytoplasm. Lineage: Eukaryota; Cryptophyceae; Pyrenomonadales; Geminigeraceae. The record is from RefSeq and is a predicted model, not a curated record.